AUGUCCACGACGCCAGCCGGGGUACCUCCUUCCUCCACAGCGUCUUUUACCCCUGCAGGACCUCCGCCUUCGUCUGGACUUGGAAGCUCGCAGUCAGGAACACGACGUGCUCUGGAUUUCUCCGAUAGCCGAUUCAAUCAGUCGACCACAUCAUACACGGACAAUGACCUUUUAUCCUUCUCUACUACAUCCUCCAAUUUCCCGAGAGAACUCGACUCCCGUAAUUCUAGUUAUCUGUCACACCGGCCAACCAGAUCGCCGCUUCACAGCAGCCACAGAUCUAUCCUCAACAAGAGUAAAGGCAUCAGAAGCCCAUUCGACUCAAGUCGACGCAUACCAUUCUCACAAGAUAGUGAACCGGUCAUUACGGAUUCGCGCGCCUCAGAAGAUAACGGAAUUGGCUGGUCACCAAGCAAAGACGGUGGCCCGUUUACUAGCUCUCUUUUCCAACCAGCGACAAAAGCUCAGCCGUCCCGUCUGCUACGGAAACCAGUUAUUUACUCGAAUCCGGCAGGUGCAAAGCGUGCGAAACUCGACGAAACUUGGAUACAGUCUACAUCUCCGGAAAAUGAACAACCUCAGAAGCGAAAGAAGGCCUCGAAAUUUCCCUCAAUCAUCAAAGACUUGACUGCCAGGGCAAGCCUGGCUUCGGUUGAUGAGCCGAGUGAGCUAUUAUUGAGUAUGGAGGAUGCUAUAUGUCGGAUGUACGACCAAGUCCGUGAUCGUAAUUCCGACGAUGAUAUAGUCGACUCAAGCCUUUCUGCCGUAUCCGAUGAACUAUCAUCCUUGUGGCAAAGAUAUUCGCCAGCACCAAUGGAGGAAAAGGAUGGUGUUCCUCUUAGUGGUGGGAUUGGACCUGGAGACUCGUCGCCCAGUAUCAUGAAGGCUAUAUUCUUGAGCUCAUUACUGCUCCAGCUUCACCAUCCUCCGCUACUCGAACCGAGUAACCAAGUCUCGAAAUCUUCUCGCAGUAUGUUCCGUGACUUGGUGAUGAGAGAUGAACCUCUACCAAAAGUUCCGAUACCCAAAGUGCUAUUUCAAUGGUUAUGGAGAUAUCACGACUUGGAGACAAUUCAUUGUGACAUGCUUCAGGAUAUACAGCCAAACCCAACCGCCUCCCCAAUGUUUUGGAAAUUUAUCCUCAAAUCUGUUCUGCGUGCCGAGUUUGGUAACGUGAUAACGCUUUUGAGCGAGGCGGAUUUUAGCUACGCCAGGACUGCCAUGGAGGAUGGAUACGAGCAGCCAGGGUACCAUGGCUCUCAGCUACAAAAUAUCCAGCAAUGCGUGAAUAAAGCUCUUCAACUCCUUAAAACAUGCCCAGCAGUUCAGCGUGAUGAUUGGGAAAUUAAAGGGGUUGAAUGGGCCAUGUUUAGGAAACAAGUGAACGCCGCGAUAUUAGAUUUAGAGGAUAUGGCUGAAAGUGGGCAAUCUCAGAUUUCUGAUGACAGUGAUGGACCAUUUGUUGCGUCGCAUUUCGGUAUCUCGUUUCAACGCCCCGAUUCUAUGUCAUUUAGCCAUAGCGCGCGCAUGGCAGAAAGCCGGAUACCGUGGUCCAUAUAUCUGAGCAUUAAGGCUAUGUAUAACAUCUUGUGUGGAGAAACAGAAAAUAUUCUAAAGCAGUCCGAGGAUUGGGUGGAGGCCACAAUUGCGUUGACUGCCUGGUGGGAUGGUGACGACGAUAGCGACAUUUCGGUUGGCGGGAAGAAGAAAGCCCCAGCAAAACGUCGUUCUCAGGCUCCUCGAGCUGUUGACUCCAAUACUGAAGAGUCAUACUUACGACGUCUUGACUACGCUUACAGCUCUGUAACAGAUACCCUGGGAUCCGCUGGUUUCCAAAUCAAUUCAAUGAAUCCCUGCGAAGUUGGCUUGGCUUCCGUAUGUGAAGGAAAUGUCGAAAGCGUACUUAGACUUUUGCAAACCUGGUCUCUUGCUGUGAGUGCUGCGACAGCUGAGAUUGCCAGCUUCGGAGGCUGGCUGGCUGCAUCAACGGGCUCCGAACCGAUGCGCGAAUUCAAUGAGAGUGACCUUAUGGUCCUCAGCUACGGACAACCAGAAAAACCACUCCAGAAGGAUGAUAUCUUAAUCAACUAUGCGGACGGUGUCUUCUCACGAGAUCGGCUUGGGGAUCGGAGUGCUAGAGAGGGGUGGGAGCUCUCCUUGGAGGUGCUGAGCCGCCUUGAUGACCAGGAGCUUAUGAAAACCAAGGUCAGAGAGCUGAUGGACAAAGUAUCUCUGGAUACAGCAGAUAAAAUGGACAAGGCUGUGGUUCUGUGCGCAGAAGUAGGCUUUAGCGAUGAGGGUAGACGAGUCUCGGAGCGAUAUGGCGAUCAAGUUGCUGAAGUAUCUGAGAAUUAUGGCACUGCUCUGAUUUGCUACGCUCGUGCUCAUUGUUCUCGCAAGAUUAAGAACGUGAUUGACCUGCUCACAUCCUUCUGUCUGAUCCAGUCCAGAGCCUACCCUGCGAAGGACCAGUUGGACGAACAGCUCCGUUCCCUUCUGGACGAUCCAUCCACCGCCUUGUCUGCCAUCGCCUCGGUGGAUGCGGAGGGGGCUGCUAUGCUACAGUUUUAUUUCAGUAGCUAUGCUACGCUACGAUCCUAUUAUGAGAUCCGUGAUGAGGCUGCCGGUUUAAAUUCAGGCCAGGUGCCUAAGCAUCGUCCACUGGCGCGGAAACGUGAGGCUGCUAGGGCAUUGGUGGCUGUUAUCCGAAGUGCGGCUGAUAGCAUCUAUGGUGGAUUGUAUGAUCCAGACAGGCAAUCUGCUGCCCAGGUCGAUGGGUUGCUCGUCUUACUUGGCGAAGCACUAGCACUUCUUGAUCGUGAGUACUACCAGUAUCUUCCGAUCCUUCAUGGUUUCUGA
Molecule: messenger RNA, 2859 nt
Organism: Trichophyton verrucosum HKI 0517
Lineage: Eukaryota; Fungi; Ascomycota; Eurotiomycetes; Onygenales; Arthrodermataceae
Product: nuclear pore complex subunit Nup85, putative
Exons: 2
Coding region: 1-2859 (952 amino acids)
Biological process (GO): protein import into nucleus; mRNA export from nucleus; positive regulation of DNA-templated transcription
Cellular component (GO): nuclear pore outer ring
Molecular function (GO): structural constituent of nuclear pore
Source: RefSeq, a predicted model, not a curated record